Messenger RNA from Cottoperca gobio, 3205 nucleotides. It is a transcript of the gene en2a, whose product is annotated as engrailed homeobox 2a. Gene Ontology annotation, molecular function: DNA-binding transcription factor activity, RNA polymerase II-specific; RNA polymerase II cis-regulatory region sequence-specific DNA binding. The coding region runs from base 39 to 848 and encodes 269 amino acids. The transcript has 2 exons. Gene Ontology annotation, cellular component: nucleus. Lineage: Eukaryota; Metazoa; Chordata; Actinopteri; Perciformes; Bovichtidae. The record is from RefSeq and is a predicted model, not a curated record. Gene Ontology annotation, biological process: multicellular organism development; regulation of transcription by RNA polymerase II; neuron differentiation.
AGGGGUUAAAGAGAGUAAAGCGGGGAAAGUGAAUCAGUAUGGAAGAAAAUGAUCACGGCAACAGAGACGUGGUGGAGCGGCAGGAGUCGGCGGAUGAAUCAAACAGAGCCAUCCUUCCCCUGUUACAGGCGCCGGGGAACCUGCAGAUCCCUCACCGGGUCACCAAUUUCUUCAUCGACAACAUCCUGCGGCCGGAUUUCGGACGGAAAAAGGAUGGGGGCGAAAACCACGAAGAGAGUAGCCUGGCAUUGCGGGAGAGCCACAACAGCCCCGACGCCCCUCAGACCGAGCCGGUGGGGAACACGGUGCCGGCGGAGGGGACCUCCACUCCACACACAGUUACCGGGAGCAAGAAGCCCGCUAUAGCCGCCGAGGAGCCCCUGAAACCCCGCAGGGAGAGUGAAGACCAGUGCCUAAGCUCAGACUCUGACAGUUCCGAAGCCAGCUCAACCCCAUCCCAGUCUAAACCCAUGCUGUGGCCAGCCUGGGUCUACUGCACCAGAUACUCGGACAGGCCUUCUUCAGGGCCAAGAUCUCGCAAACCAAAGAAGAAAAUGACCAGCAGCAAAGAGGACAAGCGACCACGGACGGCCUUCACAGCAGAACAGCUGCAAAGACUAAAAUCGGAGUUUCAGACAAAUCGCUAUCUGACCGAGCAGAGGCGGCAGCACUUGGCCCAGGAGCUGGGCUUGAACGAGUCCCAGAUCAAGAUCUGGUUUCAGAACAAGAGGGCCAAAAUCAAGAAGGCCACCGGCGCUAAAAACUCUCUGGCCUUGCACCUGAUGGCACAGGGACUGUACAAUCACGCCACCGUCACGUCGAAAGACGAAAAAUCAGACAGCGAUUGAUUUCCAGAGAAGUCACAGCAGCCUCCUGACGAAAAAGAACCUAUAGUAAUCCUAUGAUAGAUUUGUAUAGAGAUAUCACUGCAAAACUCUACCUACAGGAAUAUUUAAAGAUACCACAGCAGAUAAAAUACCACAAAGUUCUAUCACUAUAACGCUGACCCACUACAGGAAAAAUAAUUAUAAUAAGGAUUGGACUACUCAGAGUCCCUACAGGAUUAUUGAAUGAUACCAUAAGUCUCUAUAGGUUCCUAUAGGAAUAUUAUAGUGAUUUUUCGUUAUAUGGGAGGUUUUGUCAAGCCUACAAUGCAAUAAUUUCAUCGAAUAAAGGGCCAGUGUAGAGUAUACCAGCAUAAAUUGUUUAAAAAAAAAAGAAGAGAGAUAUUUCUGCAAUAUCACGUCUAUAAAAGAUGUUGUAUAAAGGUAUGUUUUCAUUGUUUGUCGUCCCCGCCCCCCCCCCCCCAGGAGGUACACAUGCUUACACCCAUCAUUUUUCUAUAGGCCUACUGCUAUCCAUGAUUGUCGUCAUUUUACAUUGAACUAACUGGCACUUGACGUUUCGAUCUGUCAGUGAAGUGAGCAAACUGAAGUCCAAAGAAUAUUUUUCUGCUGCAUCCAGGCUACUGUGAAUUUAAAUAAAUGCUAACACGAGUUUUAUUUCCAUGCUUGUUGGGUUUCCUUGGUUGUGUUUUAAUGUAAAAACGGACAGGAGGAAGGUGUUUUUUGAGUGUCAGUUGCAGACCUAAUUGGGCAGACAAUGAAUUUUGAUACGUUUUUUAAAAGAAAGAAAAAAAAAUCACAGGAACAGUUUAUUAUUAUCAGUGACUGAAAGGUAGCGAGUCUUUUCUAACACGCCACUUAACUAAAAUGCUAAGUUAGGCCUUGCUUAGGCUAUAUGUGUGUGGUCGUCUCAUAGCCUUUAAACACAUAGUAUGUGCGUAUUCCCUUCGUUAUACCAAUGCAUCAGUGCAGCUAUUAUAGUUUUUAACCAGCAAUAUAAAUCAUUUUUUUGUAGCUAACUGAUUUGAAGGCUAUAAUGCUGCCUAUAAAGUCACAGAACAACUCUGUAGCAUAAAGACAAUGAUGACAACCAUUCUGCGCACUCUUGAGUAUAGACUAUACAAGCAGGUUAUUGGAUGUUCUUGUUAAAUCUUUCUCUAUAUACAGUUUUAUUACAUAUUCAUUUAUCAUAAAAAGGCAAAUCCGUCAUUGACUGUAUUGCAAAUGUUGGAAAUCUCUUAUCGUUGUUGAAAGGACUUCAUAUGUGUAUUUAUAUAGAUUAUAUUGAGAAAAAAAAUCUAUCCAAUGACCAGUGUUGCUUUAGAGUAGAUAUCUGAGGUGUUUACACUGCUUGUUUAUCUUGCAAUAACUUCUUUUUGUUUCCCUUUUUUGUGAAUGAAAAUAGUUUAUGGGGCCUUUUGCAUGAAAGCUGCAAUUUGUUGUACUUGGGCAAAUAACUGUGUUUAUAAACUUUGGUCUUCAUCGACAGAAGUAUGAUCGAGCUAAGUUUUAGACUGUAUCCAUACCAAAUUGUGGACUUUUUGCCUUUCAAAGUGUUUUUGUUGUGUAUCUGCAAAAAGUGUGUGUGAAUUAAAAUCCACCAAACAGAAACACACUUUGCCUUAAAGUUCAAGUGUGAACUUUUUAUGAAACAGAACUGUGCCGAAUCAGAGAAGCAGUAUUACUUCAAAUGCAGACUAUUCAAGUUUAAUGCCUUUAUGAAAACUGCUGGUACGACAUUAUGAAUUUACUCAUCAGCGUAUAUCUAUCUAUAUAUGAACAUGUUUAAAUAAAAUUACAACACAGAGUUGUAGAAUACAAUGCUAUUUUUUAUUUUAUGUUGGAAGUAUUCUUUGGUAUAAAUGUACAUAAUUUGUAUCAUGUAUUAAUUGUGUGAUUAACUGCCUCCCGAAAACUGCAAAAGAAGAGUAAAUAAACCUUGAAGAUUAUACACAAACAAGUUUCUAGCAUCUUUAUGGGAUAAAUAUUGCCAUUAAAACACAGAAAAAUAAAUAACUGAGGCCUGGCUGAAGCAAUACGUGUGACCUCCAAUCAAUGCUGAGCUUCUGCAGCCAUUGUAAUCUAGAAACAAACAAAUGCAUGUAUAGCUUAAAUUGUGUUUAAAAGACAAUAUACAUACAGAAAUAGUUAUAAAUAAAUGUUUCCAGAUGACAGAUAUUCACAAAUGUAAUCACAAAUAUUAUUAAUUUCUUAUAGCAUGACAAUCCUUUCCAUGCAAACACCCACACAUUCAAUGGGCGGUUCUGCAUCACAUUCAUAGAGGAUCAAAUUCACGGGUUUUGAGAUUAAAACAUUUGCGAAAGCAUCCAAACAUUAUGCAAGGGAAAGCCUUGAACAAU